Rotaria sp. Silwood1 is the source of this 263-nucleotide messenger RNA. NCBI's taxonomy places the organism in Eukaryota, Metazoa, Rotifera, Eurotatoria, Philodinida, Philodinidae. The record is from the annotation of a GenBank genome assembly.
AAAAACAAAAGAAAAAAGAAUGGGAAGAACUUUGUUUACAAUCAUUCGAAUCUUAUGAUGAACUCAAUGAAGAUGAUAUGGAACAUCGAAGACAAAACACUCCUGUUGAAAAUAUGGAAGAUGAAGAACAAUGUAAUGUCGAGCCGUCUACCAUUCAACCUGUGGAAAAAAUAAAAGAAGAUGGCACUGUUGAAUCACCUGGUUUGGUUAAAGCAUUUCAACGUUUCGGUGUAUAUGAUGGUCGCAAUUAUUCUACUCAAUAA